CCCCAGCAGGGCAUCCUGACGCGGUUGAGGACCUCCAAUCACGGAGGUCCCCUCUGCUACCCAGCAUGUCCCAGAGACAUUCUGACAGCUCUCUGGACGAUAAACUGUUGGAAUAUCGUUUCCAUGCAGAGCUGCAACUCGAUGCCAAUGGGAACCCUAUGCCGAGGCUCCCCAUGGUUCGUAACUCCUUGAGAGACAAGACCAAUGCUGCCUUUGAGCCAGAGGCCUCCGGACCCCUGCAGGUGCCCCCAAAAGAUGAGGAGCCACAACCCAUCAUCCUUAGCACUCAGAGCCCCGCGGCACUCAAGAUGGGCACCCAGCAACUCAUCCCUAAGAGUUUGGCUGUGGCCAGCAAGGCCAAAACCAAGUCCCCAGCCCGCCACCAGAGCUUUGGGGCAGCUGUGCUCAGCAAGGAGGCCGCUCGGCGGGAUCCUCGGCUCCGCUCAGCCCCCAGCUUCUCCUUGGAUGACAUGGAUAUGGACACGGGCCCUGGUGUGAAUCUGAAGCGAAACAUAAGGAACCAGUCCUACCGAGCCGCCAUGAAGGGCCUUGGGUCACCCAGCAGCAAAGGGGACUCAGUCCAGCUCAGCCCCAAGCUCCAGGCCCUCACUGAGGAGGCUGCUCAGCCUCCCGCUCGGUCCCCAGCCAAAAAUAAGAAAACUCUGGGACGGAAACGUGCACACAAGGGCUCCUUCAAAGACGACCCCCAGCUGUACCAGGAGAUCCGAGAGCGGGGUCUCAAUACCAGUCAUGAGUCUGACGAUGACAUACUCGACGAGCCCUCCGGCCCGGAGGGAGCUCAGAAAGCGGACACCACCAUUGUGGUCAAGAGCUAUCGGCCUGCCCAGCUCACCUGGAGCCAGCUCCCAGAGGUGUUGGAGUCAGGUGUCCUGGACACACUGUCGGUGGAAGAACGUAAGAGGCAGGAGGCCAUCUUCGAGAUCCUCACAUCUGAGUUCUCCUAUCUGCACAGCCUGAGCAUCCUGGUGGCCGAGUUCCUGCAGUCCAGGGAGCUGAGGGCCACUAUGACACAGACAGAACACCACCACCUCUUCUCCAACAUCGUGGACGUGCUGGCCGCCAGUCAGAAGUUCUUCGAAGCUCUGGAACAGCGGCACAAGGCCCAGGUGUGUGUGGAGGACAUCAGCGACAUCCUGGAGGACCAUGCCGAGAACCACUUCCACCCUUACAUCGCCUACUGCUCCAACGAGGUCUACCAGCAGCGCACCCUGCAGAAGCUGUCGAGCAGCAAUACAGCCUUCCGAGAAGCGCUAAGGGAGAUUGAGAAAAGGCCCGCGUGCGGGGGCCUGCCCAUGAUCUCCUUCCUGAUUCUCCCCAUGCAGAGGGUGACCCGGCUGCCGCUCCUGACAGAUACACUCUGCCUGAAGACACAGAGCCACCCUGAGAGGUACAAAGCCGCCAGCCGUGCCCUGAAGGCCAUCAGCAAGCUGGUGAAGCAGUGCAAUGAGGGGGCCCACAAGAUGGAGCGCACGGAGCAGAUGUACACGCUGCACACGCAGCUGGAUUUUGGUAAGGUCAAGUCCCUGCCACUCAUCUCUGCCUCUCGCUGGCUGCUCAAGCGUGGAGAACUCUUCCUCAUGGAGGAAUCCAGUAUCUUCCGGAAAAUCGCCAGCCGGCCCACGUGCUACUUGUUCCUGUUCAACGACGUCCUGGUUGUCACCAAGAAGAAAAGUGAGGAGAGCUACCUGGUCCAAGACUAUGCACAGCUCGAGCAUGUGCAGGUCAGGAAGCUGGAGGCCUCGGAGCCCUCACUGCCAGCAGGCAGCAGCCGCAGUUCCUCCGUGCCCCACCCCUUCCAGGUGAACCUGCUACGUAACAGCGAGGGCCGCCAGGAGCAGAUUCUGCUGUCCUCUGACUCCGCGAAUGACCGGGCCCGGUGGAUCACAGCCCUCACCUACAAGGAGAGGCAGUGGCAGGGCAUCACCAACAAAGGAGAGCUGCCCCAGGUGGAGAUCACCAAGGCAUACUUUGCCAAGCAGGCUGAUGAGAUCACGCUGCAGCAGGCCGACGUUGUCCUGGUCCUGCAGGAAGAGGACGGCUGGCUACACGGCGAGAGGCUUCGGGACGGAGAAACGGGCUGGUUUCCUGAGAGCUUCUCACGCUGUAUCACCAGCCGGGUGGCGGUGGAAGGCAAUGUGCGCAGGAUGGAGCGGCUACGGGUGGAGACAGACGUGUAGCUGCAGAGCUCAAAGGCAGCCGCGGUGGACACGGCUUCAGUCCUUCAACCAGCAAGGGUCUCCGCCCUCCAGGACGUGGGAGAGGUUUGUUCCUUGGGCCUCCCCACAGCCUCACGGUUACGAGCAGAACACAGGACAUCUAUCCAUACCUGACACUUGAUCUCUCGGAAGGCUUUGAGGCAAGCUCCAUGGCCCACAUUCUGGUAGAAGCCCAGCCUGGCCUCUCACUGGCCAUCCCUCUCCUAGUUUCUGGCCACCUGAGCUGCACCCAGGCUAAGAGUGGCACAGGACUGUGGUCUUCAUUGAGGACAACACAGGGCCGCCUCCCAGAUAACCCCCCCCCCCAAGUGAGACAGGAAGGGCCCGUGUUCUGAGAGGAGCAGCAGGGAUGUUAUAUAUUGUGAUAGAGGUUUUAAACAGCAUUAAAGUAUUUCUUUAAAACUUAGGUUUACACCUGAGCCUAGGUCACAGCCACUUAUUGCACUGAAAUCCCAAGGUCUAAUAGGUGUAUGGAGACUGGCCUCAGGUCUCUCCUUAGCUCUGACCCAUCUGUCUACCAGAGUGUCACAAGUCUGUGGCUCCUGCUUGUGUAUUCAUGAAUGGUAAUAGCUGAACCUUGCAGGGCUUACCCUGGCCUCAGACACAGUAGGGACACUCUGGUAUGGUGAUCCCAGUCCCUGCAGAGGCCUCCCUCUCGGGGACCUACAGGCCCAAAAGGCAGCCUCUGUGCUGACUAGGGCCGGGCUAGCUCUCUCCAACAGCCCCCUCAGCCUGGUCCUGAAACCCCAUGGUUUUCUCUGCUUGGCUGGUGCUAGAUUGGGGGUGGAACACCCAGCAUGCAGUGUAGCAAUGUGCCCCGUUCCGCUGUGCUCAGCCUUGCUACAGAAGUGACAGAUACAGGUGACUCUCCACUAGGUUCAGAAGCACAAAUAGCAAUGCCCUCCCAUCCUAGGCCUGUCUAGACAGGCUAGGGCCAGCUGCACCCUGUGGCUUCCAUGACAGGGCCAAAUCUGGGCUCAGCCUGACACCAGUCCUCACCAGGGUGAACACUCACCCAUGUUUGGCUGCUUUGGACGGAGGGCCAGGUCAGAGUUCAGGGAGGAGGCAUGGCCUGGGUGGACUGUCUGAGGUAGGGCCUAGUACCUCCUUCUGCCUGAAAGAGAUAAACAUCUCCAUCUUCCUCACCCUAACGCUUCCCUUUCUCGGAGCUGCCGGGGUGUGAAGAGGCAGCAAUCUGGGGGCCAUGGAGUGGUGUACACAUGCAGUUUCUGUGUGUGCACGGAUGUGUGCCUGUGGCAGAAGUGCCUUGAUGUAAACCCACUGCCCCAUGGGCUCGGGUUUAUUCCCACUUCUGAUCCUCUGAGGAGCGGACCAGUUCACCACCAAGCACGCUCGGUCGCUAGAACGAGGUGGAACCGGAAGGCUGUGAAGCUCUGACUCGGGACACCUGGGACACAGGUGACCCCACAGUCCUGACUCAUUUGCAAGUGAUGAAAGCCAAGGAACAAGGAUACUGCAGUGCCCGGGGGAGGAUGGACAUCACACACCGAAAGAGGUCAUUUGGUACAGGACCAGGUCAGGAAACCUCCCCCACUGACAGAAGCGUAGGGUUCUCAGUGAGGGUUGGGGGUUCCAAGCCAGCCCCGCUCCCCAGCUGCAGAAGGCCCAUCCUUUGUUGGCACAUUUCUGUGCCCCCCUCCAAUAACAGGGAUCAUGCGGGGUACCCUGCCCAUCCCCCUCAGCUGGGGAGACUCAAUCCGCCCCUCCUGCCCACCUGGACUGCAGAGAGAGGCCUUCC
Molecule: messenger RNA, 3996 nt
Organism: Microtus ochrogaster (prairie vole)
Lineage: Eukaryota; Metazoa; Chordata; Mammalia; Rodentia; Cricetidae
Gene: Arhgef16
Product: Rho guanine nucleotide exchange factor 16
Biological process (GO): activation of GTPase activity
Molecular function (GO): protein binding; guanyl-nucleotide exchange factor activity
Source: RefSeq, a predicted model, not a curated record